AUGAAACGCAUCGAAGAAUUUAGCGUCCUCUUAGAAAAAGAGUCCAAGCAAGAUGAGGUCUCAGAAUCUGAUAGUGAGGAAGACAAAGACGAUGAAACCGAAGAACAGGAUGAAAACAAUGAAGAUGAGGAGGAAGAUUUAAGCAAGAAAAAUGAAAAUGAGGAUCAGCACGAAACGGAGAAGAAAGAUGAACGUGAAAAAUAUGUAAACAUUGAAAAAAUAAAAAGGAAAUUACAAGAAACAAAGACAAAAUUUGAAAACUACAAACAAAUAACAAAGGCUGAGCUGGAAGCAAAGGAUGUCGAGAUUGCCAAAUUAAUUAAAUUGAACUUAUUCUUGCAAACAACCUUACCGGAAAAGAUCGAAGAAACCGCAAGAUCUUCUAAAUCAAACAAAGCCGCUGAGCCCAUUGCGGAAUGGAAUGACGAAGUGAUUUCAACAGUGGCGAAGCUUAAUUUGAACCCAAAACAAGUAAGGGAAUUGAAAAGCAAAUACAAGUCCUCACUACUCGCAAGAGCUUGCCUUACCUUUUGCUUCCCUAGUGAAGUAUUGGCAAAAUCGGUUGUAAAAGGAGGGAAUCAGCAAUUAUCCAAAGACGACCCAAAAUUGGACGAAGACAAAGUAGACGAUAUAUGCGAAUUUGUCAUGGGCCGCUUUCCGGAGUCUGACCGGAAGAACAUCUUAAACACCCUUGGAUAUAAAGUUCAAGAUCUGAAGCAGAAGGGCAGCGCAUUGGAGAAAUCAACGGAUGCUGAAACCGAGUAA
Messenger RNA from Daphnia magna, 765 nucleotides. RefSeq lists its product as uncharacterized. Gene Ontology annotation, molecular function: DNA binding. NCBI's taxonomy places the organism in Eukaryota, Metazoa, Arthropoda, Branchiopoda, Diplostraca, Daphniidae. The record is from RefSeq and is a predicted model, not a curated record. The transcript is spliced from 4 exons. Bases 1 to 765 code for a protein of 254 amino acids.